Molecule: messenger RNA, 636 nt
Organism: Colletotrichum fioriniae
Lineage: Eukaryota; Fungi; Ascomycota; Sordariomycetes; Glomerellales; Glomerellaceae
Source: RefSeq, a predicted model, not a curated record
AUGGAAGUCAGUUACGUGGGGGCCAAGGACCUCUACCAUGCGACGGCGACAUCGAUUGCGAACUCGGCGAAGAAAACUGCGGGAUCUUCACGAGAUAGCAUGGAGUCAGGGCGGAGCUCUAUCCGGCCGCCAAAGAACAGGCUGAGCUUCGCGGCCAAAGUGCUUCAGUCGGGCAGGAAGCGGCCACCUACGGGCAUCAACACGACCCCUCAGUCACCAUCAUCGCUGGGCCCUGGGAUGGGCUCUACCGUGGGAAAACAGUCUUUGAGGUCGCUUCAUCCGGAUAUGCACGCACACUCGAUGGAUGACGACCGUCUCCGGGUCAAGUACUCGGACGCUCUUUCUCGCGUAUUCCGAUGGAGCGGCGAGCACAGGAGGGUGGUUUCGGAGGGAACAGCAGCCACCGACCUGCCGCCGUCGUCAGAAGCCCGCAGCACCACAGCGACUCCGGUGCCCGAUUCUCCUACACACCCUGGGCCCGGCCUGAAGCGGAUGAGUAGCCGGCGCUCAAUGCAGGGCCUGGCGGCUCAGUUCAAGAGGACAGCGAACUCGAUGGUGCUGACCAAGGAUGAACGGCGGAGAGAGAAUUUACGGCAGAGCAUCCGGGUGAUACCGGAGGGUAGCACACUCGAGUAG